Messenger RNA from Myxocyprinus asiaticus (Chinese sucker), 2795 nucleotides. Its product is annotated as mRNA export factor-like. Gene Ontology annotation, cellular component: nuclear pore. The record is from RefSeq and is a predicted model, not a curated record. Lineage: Eukaryota; Metazoa; Chordata; Actinopteri; Cypriniformes; Catostomidae. The coding region runs from base 1210 to 2415 and encodes 401 amino acids. Gene Ontology annotation, molecular function: ubiquitin binding; RNA binding. The transcript is spliced from 11 exons. Gene Ontology annotation, biological process: transcription-dependent tethering of RNA polymerase II gene DNA at nuclear periphery; RNA export from nucleus.
UUAAAGGUAUGUGUUUGAGUAAAAUGAACAUUUUUGAAAAACCAAUCCCCAGAGUUGGGGAACAUUGUCAGAGCAGAAGGAAGCAAGUUUUCUUCCAGGAUAACCUUGUAUGUGGCUUGAUUCAUGCAUCCUUCACAAAGAUGACUCUGCCCAGUUCCAGCCUUGCUGAAGCACCCCCAGAUCAUCACUGAUGCCUGCCUAAGGCAGUAGCAUUUUUCAAAAAUGAAGAGGAGCUGUAAAUAAUAUAUCCAGAAGAAGUUAAAUCAAACAAAGAUAAGAAGAUGAAAGAGAUGAUUCUGAGAGAGAACCCAGAGAUACUACGUCUGAUUACAGUGGACCAGAACCCAACAGAGUCCAGUGUAACCUGCUAUUCUUCACUGACCAGUCAUCACCCUGGCACAGCACUCUCAUAACUGCCAUGAAAUGCAGCAGAAAAGGUGGCAUCAGUAAAGGCAGACAACUUACUCUAGAAGGUGAUAAAGAGAUAAAGCUGACUGUGAACUUGUAUUACAAUAAUACAGUCAUGGUCCAGGGGUCAGAACCCAAGAAAGAUCCUGAGGUGAAGAGCAGUGUAGAGUCCUACAACACAACAGCCACAAACAUUGACCUCCACUCGAGCACCCCUGUAGCAGAGAGACACCCUGUUUCUCCUGCAUCUCCAAAGAUCAAGGCCUUGAGAGACAAUAUUGCUGAGCUGGAGCAGGACUACUUCCUGUUUAAAGAGGAAAAUACCAACAGCCUUUGCCAGGUCCAAAACCAGGCACAUCAUCAUACACCAACUUCAACAGCUCUGCUAUCAGACAGCUGGAGGAGAACAACCAGGAGCUGCGAGAUGAGCUGAGGAGGGUGAGAGAGGAGCUGAUCAAGAGAGAUCAACACAGCAGUAUACUGGAGAAACAACUGGAAGAGGUGAGACAACAACUACACACAAGCAAUGAACACAUCACAUCCACAGAACAACAGCAACAGUGAGCCAGGACACAAACAUUCAAAACCUCUACUCCUGAACACAUCGCAAACACAACAAAACACCAGCAGUGUGUCAACCCACAAACACACACCAUCCCAUCCCCUGCAACCCUACAGGUUUCUCAGGUCUCUCAAGUCUCUAACCUAUUGUGUCACAACUUUGGAGAUAUGCUUGGGGUCUUUGUCCAUUUGGAAGACCCAUUUGUGACCGAGCUUUAUCUUCCUGGCUGAUGUCUUGAGAUGUUGCUUCAAUAUAUCCAUAUAAUUUUCCUUCCUCGUGAUGCCAUCUAUUUUGUGAAGUACACUAGUCCCUCCUGCAGCAAAGCACCCCCACAACAUGAUGCUGCCACCCCCAUGCUUCACGGUUGGGAUAGUGUUCUUCGGCUUCCAAGCCUCACCCUUUUUCCAACAAACAUAGCGAUGGUCAUUAUGGCCAAGCAGUUCAGUUUUUGUUUCAUCAGACCAGAGGACAUUUCUCCAAAAAAUGAACGUGGUACCUUCAGGUGUUUGGAAAUUGCUCCCAAGGAUGAACCAGAAUUGUGGAUAUCCACAACUUUUUUUCUGAGGUCUUUGCUGAUUUCUGUUGAUUUUCCCAUGAUGUCAAACAAAGAGCCACUGAGUUUGAAGGAUGGCAGUAAAGUCUUUACAGCCUCAUGUGACAAAACUGCUAAGAUGUGGGAUCUGAACAGCAAUCAGGCCACCCAGAUAGCCCAACAUGAUGGCCCAAUCAGGACAAUUCACUGGAUAAAAGCCCCAAACUACAGCUGUAUAAUGACUGGCAGCUGGGACAAAACACUGAAGUUUUGGGAUACGCGUUCCCCAAAUCCAAUGAUGUCUCUGCAGAUGCCAGAGAGGUGUUACUGUGCAGAUGUGGUAUAUCCUAUGGCUGUAGUGGCCACUGCAGAACGAGGCCUUAUUGUUUACCAGCUGGAAAAUCAGCCCUCAGAGUUUCGACGUAUAGAUUCACCUCUGAAGCAUCAGCACCGCUGUGUGGCUAUCUUUAAGGACAAGCAGAAUAAACCUACUGGUUUUGCACUUGGCAGCAUCGAGGGACGAGUUGCCAUUCACUACAUAAACCCACCUAACCCAGCCAAGGACAAUUUCACCUUUAAGUGCCACAGGUCCAAUGGAACCAACACUGCCACACCCCAAGACAUUUAUGCUGUAAAUGCUAUCUCCUUUCACCCUGUCCAUGGCACUCUGGCGACAGUAGGAUCUGAUGGGCGCUUCAGUUUCUGGGAUAAAGAUGCUCGCACUAAGUUAAAGACCUCUGAACAAUUGGAUCAACCAAUAACAGCAUGUUGCUUCAAUAACAAUGGGAACAUUUUUGCCUAUGCCUCCAGCUAUGACUGGUCUAAGGGACAUGAAUACUACAAUCCCCAGAAAAAGAAUUACAUCUUCUUGAGGAAUGCGGCUGAGGAGCUGAAGCCACGGAAUAAGAAAUGAUCUGUCAAGCUUCAUCACAUCUUGGAAGACCUGCAUUAGUGUGUAAAUAUGGAAGACCCCCAUUCGGCUAACACCUGGACCAAUGGCGUAGCAAUGAAUAUUUUUUAUGGACCAAUUAGAAGGGGCCAACUGCUAAUAAGCAAUGAUGAUGUGAGCAGUGGCUUUUCAGACGACUGAGGAAACUAUGCUUUGGUAUUCUUGAUGUAAUUUAAUGUAAAUUUUUCUUCAUGAAGUUAUUCAUUAUUUGCAGUUGUUGUUUUGUUUUUUGUUUUUAUAUCGCCUUCCAAACAAAAUGGAUUUUCACCUCGAUGUUACUUUCUCUGCUUGGUGUGGAAUCAGAUUGCUUGUGUAAACAAUAAUAAAUCUUUUCAGAGCUUUCA